Molecule: messenger RNA, 3166 nt
Organism: Pecten maximus
Lineage: Eukaryota; Metazoa; Mollusca; Bivalvia; Pectinida; Pectinidae
Product: WD repeat-containing protein 3-like
Exons: 26
Coding region: 136-2937 (933 amino acids)
Biological process (GO): maturation of SSU-rRNA
Cellular component (GO): Pwp2p-containing subcomplex of 90S preribosome; small-subunit processome
Molecular function (GO): protein binding; snoRNA binding
Source: RefSeq, a predicted model, not a curated record
UGUUUAGGAUAUCCCAAAAAUAAUCUGCGUCAGUGACGAUAUCACAAAUCUACUGAUCAAAAGAAGCUUUCCAUCGACGUGGUAAUUGUUGCACGUGUAGCAGGGAAAACAGAUGAGAAGGUCUAAGAAGAAAAGAUGGGUCUUACAAAACAGUAUCUGCGCUAUGUACAGGAUGCAGUAUUUGGUCUGGUAGCUAGUCAGAAAUCUAAUGUUGUGUACAUGGAACUAAAGGGCAUGAGGGGACGCCACUGUGCUGUAGGUGUGUGUGAAGAUGUAAUUAUUUGGGAUGUGCGCACAGGGGAAAAGUACAUGACACUUAAGGGAGAUAAACAUGAAGUGACAAAGAUUGCCCGUUCCCCGGACCGACGUCACAUGGCAGUUGGAUACAAUGAUGGCAUGGUUCGUAUAUUUGACAUCCCAUCAGGGGAGGCUACCAUAAAUUUCAGUGGCCACAAGUCGACUGUGACAGCUUUACAGUAUGAUGCUAAAGGACUUCAUCUGGUAUCAGGGGCAAAGGAUACAGAUGUAAUUGUGUGGGACAUUGUCAGCGAGAGUGGUCUAUACAGGCUCAAGGGUCACAAGGGGAUGGUAACCCAGGCCAGAUUUCUUCAACAAAACAACGUGCUGAUCACCAGUUCAAAGGACACAUUUGUGAAGUUUUGGGACUUAGACACCCAGCACUGCUUUCACACAUUGGUUGGGCAUCGGACAGAGAUAUACGACUUUGUGAUAAUGCGUGACGGCCACAGGAUUGUAACAGGAUCAGGGGACAGUGAGCUACGUGUAUGGGAUAUCAACUACAUCACAGAAGAGGCAGGAAAACAGCAUGAUGCUGAACCUGAGACCAAACGGAGAAGGCUUCAGACAGGAGAUGGUGUCGCCUCUGAUGGAGAAGAUGAAGCAGAAGACUCUGAUGACAUGACGAUCCUCCGAUGUUCCAAAGUUGGCUCCAUCAUGAGACAAGGGCGUGAUCGUGUGGUUUCUAUGACAACUGAUGGGUCAAAUCAAGUUCUUGUCUGUCAUGGUAAUGAUACUUCAGUGGAGGUAUUCAAGCUUCCGACAGAGCAUGAACUGAGUAAGCGGCAAAUUAAACGACAGAAGAAACUCAACAAAAAGUCCAAGACUGAUGGAGGGGAGGGAGAGACCAAGACAGCACAACUCACACUCGACGAUGAAAUACAGAAGGUUACGAGUAUCAAGAUGUCCUCAAAGAUAGCUUCAGUGGACGUGGUGAUGGAGGAGGGGUCACAGGCCAAAAUGGUGGCCAUGCUGAACAACAACUCACUCCAGACAUGUUCAUGUAACAUAGAUGUGAAGAAGUGUACAGCAGAGAAUGAGAAGAGUCUGGCCCUGCUAGGUCAUCGUACAGAUGUGAGGACAGUCAGUUUCAGUUCAGACAAUACUGCUAUCCUCUCCGCGAGUGGUGAGGCAGCCAAGAUCUGGAACAGGUCAACAUUACAGUGUAUCCGGACCAUGCCAUGUAGUUACGCUUUGUGUUCAACCUUUGCCCCCGGUGAUCGACACAUCAUUGUGGGCACCAAGAGUGGAAAACUACAGAUAUUUGACAUCGCCAGUGGAUCUCUACUGGAGAGUAUAGACGCCCACAGUAAGGAGGUGUGGUCAUUAGCCAUGACCCCAGAUAAGAGAGGAAUUGUGUCGGGGAGUGCCGAUCAGCAAGUCAAGUUCUGGAAUUUUGAGCUUGUUAGUGACAAGGAUGAAUCUAGUUCAAGUAAGCGCUUAAGUCUGGAACAUUCACGUACAUUACGCAUGGAUGAGGACAUUCUAGCUGUUCAGUGCAGCUCCGACAAUAGACUGAUAGCAGUGUCUUUGUUAGACAAUACAGUCAAGGUCUUUUUUACCGACACACUCAAGUUUUUCCUGUCCCUGUACGGACACAAGCUGCCUGUCCUCUGCCUUGAUAUCUCCACAGAUUCCACACUGCUGGUGACAGGCUCAGCUGACAGAAAUGCCAAGAUCUGGGGACUUGAUUUUGGGGACUGUCAUAAAUCUAUCUUUGCUCAUGAUGACAGCAUUAUGUGUAUAAAGUUUAUACCACGGACACACCUGUUCUUUACCGGGGGUAAAGACGGCACCAUCAAACAGUGGGACGCAGACAACUUUGAGAGCAUUAUUACCCUGCAGGGACACCAUGCAGAGGUCUGGUGUAUGACCACUAGCCCCAGUGGUAACUUUCUGGUGACAGGUUCCCAUGACAAGUCACUACGCCUGUGGGAGAAGACACGGGAGCCACUCGUACUGGAGGACCAAAGGGAAAUGGAACGAGAGAAGGAAUAUGAGGAGAGCGUGGGACAGACUGGGGAGCCUGUGGAACUGACUGUGAUAAAAGAUCCACCAUGUUUAUAUAUCUUGGUAUUACAGGCAGAGCGUCUGAUGGAGGCACUGGAGCUGUAUAAAGAAGAAACAGAAAAACUGCAGCAACACAUUGUGGAGUGUAAACGAGUGGGUAAACAGUUACCACCACCGCCCCUCCACCCGAUGUUGAUGGCCUUUUCUGUGGAUACCCCACUCAAAUACAUGCUGGAGGUGCUCAAAAAGAUCAGGUCAAGUGAGUUGGAGGAAAGUCUACUAGUGCUCCCAUUUAACUAUGUGAUAGACCUCAUACAGGUCACGGACAAGUUCCUGGACAGAGGAUGGUAUAUAGAGCUCACCUGUCGGGUCCUGUUCUUCUUACUCAGAGUACACCACGGCCAAGUGACAUCUAGUCCCAUCCUUAUGCCCAUCAUUGACAGACUUCGUGGCAGCACACAGACAAAGGUUCACCAGAUCAGAGACCGUAUUGGAUUUAACAUGAGUGGUCUCCAGUUCCUACAGCAACAUGUUGAUAAAUCCGGGGAGGUCAUGCUCUUCAUGGAUGCCACACAGAAACAAAAAACCAAGAAGAAGAAGCAGAAAGUAACUCUGUCUAUCAAAACCUGACAUAGACAUAACUAUUAGAUAAGAAUAAUAAGCUUUGAAGAUACUGCCCAAGGGGAAAUGGAAGGAAAGUCUACAGCUGUUCACAUCUAACAUGUCUUAACUGAACCAGAAUGGAGUUGGAGAGAUGUGAGAUUUAUUAAUAAAAAUAUUCAUUUUGAGGAAUUUCCAUUAGUCAUUUUCUGUUAUUUGUCCAUAACACAAUGGAGAUAGUAAAUCAUUCUGAACCUGU